UGAAAAAGACUUCUUCUUCCAAUUGUUUCAACGCGUUGCAAAAUAUCUAAUCUCUAUUCGAGUCAAGAGAGCGAUCGAGACGAAAAGGAAGAGAAGCUGAAGCUGAAGCUAAAGAUGGGUCAAGGAGAAGAAGACAAAAGCAAAGGCUUCGCUGAUGAAGCAGGUACCCAGCAUCAUCAUCAUCAUCAAUACGGUACGUUUCAAGGCGUUUCCAAUUACCCUCCUCCGCGGCCGCAGAACUCUCCUCCGGUCACUGGGUUUCCUCAGCCUUCUGCUCCGCCUGGAGUGUACGAUUCCGCCCCUCCUCAUUACGCACAUGGCUAUCAAACCGUUCCGGUACAUGGUAUUGCUGAAGGAAGACCUGUGCAUGUGCGACAACGCCGCCUUCCUUGCUGUGGAAUUGGUCUUGGGUGGUUCCUGUUCAUAGUUGGGUUUUUCCUUGGAGCAAUCCCUUGGUACGUCGGAAUGUUCAUCAUGAUAGUUGGAAGGAGGAUCGACCACAGGGAGAAGCCAGGAUACAUUGCUUGCACCAUCGCUGCUAUUCUUGCUACGAUCGCUGUGAUUCUGGGUGUAACUAAAGGAGCAGAAGACUGGUGAUCAAUCAAAACUAUGUUUGUGGUCAAGUCAGAACGUUUGUAUAGGUGUCGACAAACAUUUCGUCUUGUAUUUUAUUAUAUUCGUGGUACUUGAAGAAAGACAAAAAGGUGUAAACUUAAUAAAAGAUACGAGUUAAGUUAUUUGCAAGAAAAUAAGAUUGAAGAUGGUUUGUUUA
This is a messenger RNA of Brassica napus (rape), 772 nucleotides long. Its product is annotated as 60S ribosomal protein L18a-like protein. The coding region runs from base 115 to 597 and encodes 160 amino acids. The transcript is spliced from 4 exons. The record is from RefSeq and is a predicted model, not a curated record. NCBI's taxonomy places the organism in Eukaryota, Viridiplantae, Streptophyta, Magnoliopsida, Brassicales, Brassicaceae.